AUGAGAGCACCAUAUACCAUCCUGCAGUGCGCGGCCGAGGACACCGCAGAGAUAGCGACCCUCGAGCGAGCAGCCUACACCGAACCCCGGACGCUCUUCAUGUUCGGCUCGCCUACCCCGUCCUCCCUCCGCGCGCGCGCAGACAGGUUUGCAGAGACCAUGACGGACCCUGCAUCCAGAUGGACCAAGGUCGUGAUCGACGGGAAGAUAGUCGGUGUUGCGCUGUGGGGGUUCAGGACCACCGACGACUGGAUGGACAAGCUGAUCGGGCCCGAGAAGGAAGACGAGUACAGCGAAGAUGGCAAGGAGGGGCUGCCUGAGGCCGGUCGGGCGGCUAGAUAUGCGGUCUUCAACUGGCUGUAUGGUGUCAGGAAGAGGCGGAUGGCGGGGAAGCCUCAUGUCUUGUUGAACUUCUUGGUCGUGCAUCCGGACUAUCAACGACGAGGCAUCGGGGGAGCUCUCAUCCAGUAUGGCCUGCAGGAGGCGGAUAAGCUAGGUGUUCCCGCCUGGCUCGAGUCUUCGGCCGCUGGGUUCCCGGUGUAUAAAAGCCAUGGUUUCGAGGUGGUGGAGGAGUUCAACGUCCGGCUGGUGGACUAUGGAGGGACAGAGGAAGACGGUGAUGCGCCGUCAGGCAAGGCACAGGUUAACAGCACCAUGGAAAACACAAAGCCAGAAGCAGCUGCGUUGGCAUCUCAUUUCGCCGCCCGAGAUGCCCUCAUAUCCAAAGAACUGUCUCUCCGCAGCGAUGCCCCCUUCCGAGAUGGCCUCUCCCCCAUAGCCGCCCGCGCAUGCGCCAUAGUCUCCAACAUUCGCACUGCAGAACACGCAUCUAUCUGGAAACAUGACCCUUCCCACCCCCACAACGAAGAAGGCGUCGAGCUCUACCCCGGCAUGAUGUUCGGUCUAGCCAAGCGGAAGCUAGAAUCGACCUUUCUAUGGAAUAUAGCCAAGCGAAUGCCAAAGGGCACAUUACUGCACUGUCACCUUGGCGCCAUGGUGGAGGUGGACUGGUUGUUCGAACAGGUCCUUGACGUUAAGGGGUUACACGUUUGUGCUUCAGAGGCGUUAGAUUCAGAUACGUCUCGGGCCAGGGCGGUAGUGUUGUUUAAAUACAUCGGUACUACCACCGCGGCGAGUGGUGCGUCCAUAUGGUCAUCAGACUAUAAGGCGAAUACAUACGUACCUGCUUCUCAGGCGGCAGAUGCGUUCCCGUCAGCGGGUCGAAGCGGCUUCGUCGCAUGGCUUACUGAACGAAGCGUGAUAAGCGAACAAGCGUCAAUUGAGCACCAUCUAGGCGUCGACGAGGUAUGGCGGAAAAUGGCCAGUGCGUUCCCCACGCUGGGUUCUCUGCUGGGCUACGAGCCGGUGUAUAGAUUGUUUAUCCGCAAGAUGUUACAGACGUUGGCGGCGGAUGGGGUGCGAUGGGUAGAGAUACGGGAUGUCUUUGGCUCGCCGUUUGCAAGGGAAGGACAGGAUGUGCCGGAUUCAGGGUUUGAGUAUCGUGUUGCUGUGAUGGGGGAGGAGCUCGAGGCGUUUAAGAAGACAGAGGAAGGGAAAGGGUUUUGGGGUGGGCGUAUCAUCUGGACGGCCCUCCGGUCGUUGGACGCCAGUCUGAUACUCAACAGUAUGAAGGAUUGUCUGCGGGCGAAAAAGGCAUAUCCCCAUCUAAUCGCCGGCUUCGAUCUCGUUGGUCAAGAAGAUCUAGGCCAACCACUCUCAACUCUCGCCCCACAACUCAUCUGGUUCCGACAACAAUGUAUAUCCCAGGGCCUCGAGAUACCUUUCUUCUUCCACGCCGGCGAAUGUCUCGGAGACGGCGACAGCACAGACCGCAACCUCUACGACGCAAUAAUCUUCAACACCCGUCGGCUCGGCCAUGGCUUCUCACUAUACAAACACCCUCAUCUCAUCGAUCUAGUUAAACAACGCCGAAUAAUGAUCGAAAGCUGUCCGAUAUCCAAUGAGGUACUCCGUCUUACGGCAACGGUGUUGGCUCACCCUCUACCUGCCCUGUUGGCCCGUGGAGUAUCUGCAUCACUUAGUAAUGAUGAUCCUGCACUGCUGGGGCAAGGUACGUCUGGAAUGUCGCAUGAUUUCUGGCAGGCGUUGCAGGCAUGGGAGAAUCUAGGGUUGGCGGGACUCGGUUCGUUGGCAGAGAAUAGCAUACGGUAUGCUGCUUUUGAAGACGAGAGUGAUGAGAAGUGGAUGAAGGGGAUUGAUGGGGGUUAUGAAGGGGGUGGUAUCAAGGCAGAGAGGAUGAAGCUGUGGCGUGAUGAGUGGGAGGCGUUUUGUCAGUGGAUUGUUGACGAGUUUGGGGAUAAUUGGGCAUACCACACCACCAUGUCGUCGCCGUCAGCCUUUCGAGAGACCAUGAGAGGCCUUCUCUUACAUGGAGAUUACUCGGAUAUGGAAAUAACUUGUCAAGGGUUCACUUUUAAGGUCCAUCGUGCCAUCGUUUGCACUCAGUCACCCUUCUUCAAAGCUGCCCUAAGAAGUGGUUUCAAGGAAGCAACUAGCCAGACUGUUGACUUGCCCGAUGAUGACGUCGAGACAAUCGAACGCGUUAUUUCCUACCUUUACCUACAAGAGUACGAAGAGACCGACCAUAUAGUGCCAUUAGAUGGCAACGUAACGCGAGAGCAAUCAACCGAUACCCAAACUGACGCAGACGAUUCAAGCUCGAAGGACCCAAAAGACCCUUCAGCAACCGUCGAGCCCACAAGAGCCAUUGCGGACAAUAACAUUCAGGUCUACAUAGUUGCCGACAAAUUUGGCAUCACUCCUUUGAAAUGCCUGGCUACCGAGAGAUUCGCUCGCUGGGUAAACACAGGCUGGGAGUCGGCAGCGUUUCUCGAUAUCGUCACAGACGUAAUGACUACAUUACCUCCGCAUGACUUGGGCCUUCGCAACAUCGUCAUUGAUACUAUCUCAAAACAUCUCACAGUCCUUGUGAAACAAGGGACGAUUCUGCCGUUGAUAGAGGCUUUUGGGAGCCUUGGAUCGGGAAUUAUUGCAAAAUUGGUGGAAAGCAGUAGGGUUGUGGGGAAAGCAGUGGAGCAAAAUCUGACACUCACCAAACUUGCAUCAAAGGUGAAUAGCAUUAAGACGUGCAGACACUGUUCCAGGGCACUAAACGUGAGGAUGGAAAAUGGAGAGUAUCAGGAUGCCACAAUCCGCUGCGCUACGUGUCUAACGCGACAUUAA
This is a messenger RNA of Arthroderma uncinatum, 3204 nucleotides long. RefSeq names its product Adenosine deaminase family protein. The record is from RefSeq and is a predicted model, not a curated record. Gene Ontology annotation, molecular function: adenosine deaminase activity; acyltransferase activity, transferring groups other than amino-acyl groups; protein binding. Gene Ontology annotation, biological process: inosine biosynthetic process; adenosine catabolic process. The transcript has 7 exons. NCBI's taxonomy places the organism in Eukaryota, Fungi, Ascomycota, Eurotiomycetes, Onygenales, Arthrodermataceae. The coding region runs from base 1 to 3204 and encodes 1067 amino acids.